Messenger RNA from Striga asiatica, 1410 nucleotides. Lineage: Eukaryota; Viridiplantae; Streptophyta; Magnoliopsida; Lamiales; Orobanchaceae. The record is from the annotation of a GenBank genome assembly.
CUGGAAUUGGAAAUGCCAAUGCUGUUACUUCAAAUGAACCUGAUGGAGAGAGCCAAAGCAUCAGGGUAACAAAGACGAUGGUGACGGACCCGACUCUCGACGACGACAGGUGGGGAUUGUUUGUAAAGUACAAGCACAAGUUUUGGUUCGAAGAGAACGAUUAUGACGUCCCUGAAUCCUAUUUCUACUACCAGACCGGCGAGAAGAUUCAGCCCAAUACCAUCGAGCUGGUCAAGAGAUUCCUCAAACAAGUCCGCGAAUCCAGGGGUUAUGAUGUGGACUGCUGCCCACCUCGGAUGUUUGAAUCUCCAUUCGCACCACUUUCACUGGAAGAGAUGCGCCAGGGUACAAGUGAUAUUGAUAAAUUCGGGUAUGCUACAGUUGUCGAAGCAGCUGAGUGUGCAAUUCAGAAAAUCAGUGAAGAGACUGGUCACAGUUAUAAGCUUGUGAAAGUCGAGAAGGCUGUCCUGACCACCGCCUCGGUGGUAUUCUUGACUUUGACUGCCGAGGAAGAUGGUGGCCCUGUGCAAACUAUUCAAGCCGCGGUCUACGAGCCCCGUGGUGGCUAUUUAGUCCUUCAAGAGUGGAGGUUCAAACCACUCCCUGCUCAUUGACAUUGUUGUCAACUUUAAGGUUUAGUUGUAGUUGUCCGUGUCUUCCUACCGUAACCUAUCCCUAUGCUUACAUAAAUCUGAAUGUUCGUAGUAUUGUGAAGAUCUAUUAUGUUAGUUAUCCAUGAAUUUAGACUUGACUUGAGACUUACGUGGCUAUUUGUUAUCAGUUACUGGUAGCUAAUGCAUGUGAUGGAGCUGUCACUUAUUAGUCUCUUGUUUGUUUCUUUUCUCUCAAUCUGUUGAAUAAUUUUGUUAUUACUUAUAUUACUGUCUUCUCAAGGAAUUGCUUCCUUAAUCGUUUUAUGAUGACGAUAUAAGGACAAUAUAUGGGGAACUCAACCGGUAAAAAUUUUGUUGGUACCCGCUUGUUCGUCUUCCAUUUUAAAACCAUUUGUUUUUACACAAAACAAUUGUGAUAUCUUUCAAUCUUGAGAGAAUAUUUAUGUAGGCAUUGUCUCUCAAACCAAGUUAGUUAUCUUGUAAAAAAUGCCUCUUAUAAUUUAUAUAUUUAUGUUGAAUGUACUGUAUAUGUGUAAUUUUUAGUCAUGGUAACUAGUGGGCUCUGCACAGGCGGCCCGAGUUUAGUCUCUAAUUGUGAAAUAUUAUUUGCUUUUUCGUUGACUUUUAAAAUUUGCAACUUAAAAUGUGUAUAACCUUAUUUAUAUAUUUACCCGACUCGAAAAAUACAAAUAGAUACAUUUGGCAGCAUUUGUAAAAGUAUGUGAAAUUACUUGAUAUGAAUCCAUAAUAAAUGUAGGAGUCUCGGCAUCUNCUUUCUAGAAAUCCCAAAAAUAAA